AUGACUCCCUUCCAAGCCUUAUAUGGUUACCCUCCACCAUCUAUCAUCCCUUAUUUUCCAGGUUCCACAUCUGUGGCUGCUGUUGAUCAACGAUUAAUAAGCCGGGACACCUUACUCGCUACUCUUAGGAGGAACUUACAGUUGGCUCAAUCCAGGAUGAAGGGGUUUUAUGAUAAAAAGCACACUGAAAGAGAAUUUGGAGUAGGCGAUUGGGUGUACUUGAAGCUGCAACCGUAUAAACAGCAUUCUAUGCACAAAGGUGAGUUCCACAAAUUGUCCCAGAGGUACUACGGGCCCUUCCAAGGGGUGGAAAGAGUGGGAAAAGUGGCUAACAGACUGCAGCUGCCAAUUACUGCAAAAAUUCAUGAUGUGUUUCAUGUCUCUCUGCUCAAAAAGAAAUUGGCGGACCUCAUCUUUGCACAACCUCAGCUACCCCAUAUUAUUGAUCCAAAGAAUCCAAAGUGGGAACCUUUUGCUGUGCUUGAUAGGAGGGUGCUCAAGAAAAGAGGAGCGGUUAUUAACCAAUGGUUAGUGCAAUGGCUUGGCACUACACCAGAUGAAGCCACAUGGGAAGAUGUUGAAACAAUCUUACUGAGGUACCCUAGCUUUGAUCCUGAUAUGGAAAUUCCAGUGGGACCAGUCCCAAAUAGAGAUUGA
Rosa chinensis is the source of this 657-nucleotide messenger RNA. RefSeq lists its product as uncharacterized. The record is from RefSeq and is a predicted model, not a curated record. NCBI's taxonomy places the organism in Eukaryota, Viridiplantae, Streptophyta, Magnoliopsida, Rosales, Rosaceae. The transcript has a single exon. Bases 1 to 657 code for a protein of 218 amino acids.